Molecule: messenger RNA, 1630 nt
Organism: Myotis davidii
Lineage: Eukaryota; Metazoa; Chordata; Mammalia; Chiroptera; Vespertilionidae
Gene: NR0B2
Product: nuclear receptor subfamily 0 group B member 2
Exons: 2
Coding region: 72-755 (227 amino acids)
Biological process (GO): negative regulation of transcription by RNA polymerase II; circadian rhythm
Cellular component (GO): nucleus; cytoplasm
Molecular function (GO): transcription corepressor activity; transcription factor binding
Source: RefSeq, a predicted model, not a curated record
AUAUAAAUAGCACCCACAGCACAGAUCAGAGGGCGGGAGAGCUGGGAGGAAGGAGGAACAGAUUCUCAACCAUGAACUCCAGCCAGCCGGGGACCUGUCCAUGCCAGCAUGCUGCAGGGCGCCCAGCCAUUCUGUAUGCACUUUUGAGCCCCAGCCUCAGGGCCAGGCCUGCUGUGCCCCCAGCCCGUAGGCAUUGCCUCUGCAAGCAGCACCGGCCUGUCCAGCUGUGUGCUCCUCAUCGCACCUGCCGGGAGGCCUUGGACGUCCUGGCCAAGACAGUGGUCUUCCUCAGGAACCUGCCAUCCUUCCGCCAGCUGCCCUUCCAGGAUCAGCAGCAGCUGUUGCGGGACUGCUGGAGUUCCCUCUUCCUGAUUGGGUUGGCCCAAGACACUGUGACCUUCGAGGUGGUAGAGGCCCCGGUUCCCAGCAUCCUCAAGAAGAUCUUGCUGGAGGAGCCCAGCAGCAGUGCAGGCAGCGACCAGCAGCCGGAUCUGCCUCGGCCCUCACUGGCUGCGGUGCAGUGGCUCCAGUGCUGCCUGGAGUCCUUCUGGAGCCUGGAGCUGAGCCCUAAGGAGUAUGCCUACCUGAAAGGGACCAUCCUCUUCAACCCUGACAUGCCAGGCCUCCAUGCCUCCUGCCACAUCUGGCAUCUGCAGCAGGAGGCUCAUCGAGCACUAUGUGAGGUCCUGGGGCCUUGGUGCCGUGACCCAAUGCUCCCAAAGGAGGCAAGCCUGUACAGACCCUGGCCCAGCUAGAUGGACUGCAUGAAUCCUCACUCAGCCACACCCCAUUGGUUUGGACAUAGUGCUCCAGCUGUCUGGCUGGCCCUUGGUAGUCCCCAGAUGCUCUGGACCAAGACUCCUAUCCUCUCCUGGAAUGGCAAUGGAAGCUUAGACUGCCCAUUGGGCAGACAUCCUACUGUCUUUGUACAAAACUGACUUAAGUUAUUGGUUUUUCUAAUAAAAGGUUUUACAUCCAUGGAGCUGACACUGUGGAAGGGACCUUUGUGCAUGUGGAAGGGACCUUCUUAUCUCAGCCCCCAGCUCCCAGCCCCUAUCAGAGGGAGCCCAAGAGGAAGGAACCAUGAGGGAUGCAGGAGCCAGGCCUCAGAGAACUGGGAUAUUGAUUUCAGAGUAGAUGAUUUCAUUUCUGGGGAUAUUUAUUUUGCAUGGGUCUGAAUCCAGAGGAUAGGAUCGGUUCAGGACCCCAUCACCUUCUUGUCUUUAUCUUUGGGGGGAAGGGGUUUCUCUUUGUCCACAAACCCCUCACUGAUCCCUCCCCUCCCUCUGCUCCUGCCCCCUACAGGCUCCCUCUCACCUCAGCAAGUGUCAGAUCAUAGCCAAUAAAGAAAACUGAAACAGACAAGGUCACUGGAAUUUCUGUAGUUUGGCAUCAUUCACUCCCCCCAUGCCUGCAGACAACAGAAAAGGAUGGUCCUUUGUUCUCCCUAUGGGAGGGGUCAAGGACACCCAGGGCUGGCCUGGCAGCUGCUCAAAGGUCAAGGCAAGCAGAGAUUUAGCUGCACAUUAGCUGUUAAAGUCUGAAACAUUUCCAUGACAGCUGGUUCACAGACACUGCCCAAGCUCCCCCAGCUCCCUUGCACUGCCCUUGUAUCCCCCCCAGUCCUUCU